AUGGCGGGCAGCGGCGUUGGGGGCGGUGGUGCCGGGGAGACGAAGGUGAUUUACCACCUGGAUGAAGAAGAGACUCCCUACCUGGUGAAGAUCCCCGUCCCCGCCGAGCGCAUCACCCUCGGCGAUUUCAAGAGCGUCUUGCAGCGGCCCGCGGGCGCUAAGUACUUUUUCAAGUCUAUGGAUCAGGAUUUCGGGGUGGUGAAGGAAGAGAUUUCAGAUGACAAUGCUCGCCUUCCCUGCUUCAACGGAAGGGUAGUAUCCUGGUUAGUGUCAUCAGAUAACCCCCAACCUGAGAUGGCCCCCCCAGCCCACGAGCCUCGGACAGACCCGGUGCCUCCACCGCCACCUGUACCCCCUCUGCCACCGGAGAGGACCAGUGGCAUUGGAGACUCCAGGCCUCCAUCCUUCCACCCUAACGUGUCCAGCAGCCGGGAAAAUCUGGAGCCCGAGACAGAAACAGAGUCAGUGGUGUCUCUGAGGCGGGAGCGACCUCGCAGGCGAGACAGCAGUGAGCGUGGCGCGGGGGGCCACCGGCCCAGCGGCCCCUCGAGGCUGGAGCGCCACCUGGCAGGGUAUGAGAGCUCCUCCACCCUCAUGACCAGUGAGCUGGAGAGCACCAGCCUGGGGGACUCGGACGAGGAGGACACCAUGAGCAGCAGCUCCACGGAGCAGAGCAGCGCCUCCCGCCUCCUCAAGCGCCACCGGCGGCGGAGGAAACAGCGGCCACCCCGCCUGGAGAGGGCCUCAUCCUUCAGCAGCGUCACCGAUUCCACCAUGUCUCUCAACAUCAUCACAGUCACGCUCAACAUGGAGAAGUACAACUUCCUGGGCAUCUCCAUCGUGGGUCAGAGCAAUGAGCGGGGAGAUGGAGGCAUCUACAUCGGCUCCAUCAUGAAGGGUGGGGCUGUGGCGGCUGAUGGGCGCAUUGAGCCCGGGGACAUGCUUUUGCAGGUGAACGACAUGAACUUUGAGAACAUGAGCAACGAUGAUGCGGUGCGGGUGCUGAGGGAUAUCGUGCACAAGCCGGGCCCCAUCGUGCUGACUGUAGCCAAGUGCUGGGAUCCCUCUCCCCAGGCCUAUUUCACUCUCCCCCGAAAUGAGCCCAUCCAGCCGAUUGACCCUGCUGCCUGGGUCUCACACUCUGCUGCGCUGACUGGCACCUUCCCAGCCUAUCCAGGCUCUUCGUCCAUGAGCACCAUCACAUCUGGGUCCUCUCUUCCUGAUGGCUGUGAGGGCCGGGGCCUCUCCAUCCAUACAGACAUGGCAUCUGUGACCAAGGCCAUGGCAGCUCCAGAGUCUGGACUGGAAGUUCGGGACCGCAUGUGGCUCAAGAUCACCAUCCCUAACGCCUUUCUGGGCUCGGACGUGGUUGACUGGCUCUACCAUCACGUGGAGGGCUUUCCUGAGCGGCGGGAGGCCCGAAAGUAUGCCAGCGGGCUGCUCAAGGCAGGCCUUAUCCGGCACACUGUGAACAAGAUCACCUUCUCUGAGCAGUGCUAUUAUGUCUUUGGAGACCUCAGUGGCGGCUGUGAGAGUUACCUAGUCAACCUGUCUCUGAAUGACAACGAUGGCUCCAGUGGUGCUUCGGACCAGGACACCUUGGCUCCUUUGCCCGGGGCCACCCCCUGGCCCCUGCUGCCCACCUUCUCCUACCAGUACCCAGCCCCGCAUCCAUACAGUCCCCAGCCCCCACCCUACCACGAGCUCUCGUCCUACACCUACGGCGGAGGCAGUGCCAGCAGCCAGCACAGUGAGGGGAGCCGGAGCAGUGGGUCGACACGAAGCGAUGGGGGGGCAGGGCGCACAGGGAGGCCUGAGGAGCGGGCCCCUGAGUCCAAGUCUGGCAGCGGCAGUGAGUCUGAGCCUUCCAGCCGGGGCGGCAGCCUUCGGCGGGGCGGGGAACCUGGUGGGACUGGUGAUGGGGGCCCUCCCCCAUCCAGGGGCUCAUCAGGAGGUGCUCCCAAUCUCCGAGCCCACCCAGGGCUCCAUCCCUAUGGCCCACCUCCUGGCAUGGCCCUCCCGUAUAACCCCAUGAUGGUGGUCAUGAUGCCCCCUCCCCCACCCCCUGUCCCUCCAGCAGUGCAGCCUCCAGGGGCUCCUCCAGUCAGAGACCUGGGCUCCGUGCCCCCAGAGCUGACGGCCAGCCGCCAAAGCUUCCACAUGGCCAUGGGCAACCCCAGUGAGUUCUUUGUGGAUGUUAUGUAG
Lipotes vexillifer (Yangtze River dolphin) is the source of this 2205-nucleotide messenger RNA. It is a transcript of the gene DVL2, whose product is annotated as dishevelled segment polarity protein 2. Gene Ontology annotation, biological process: canonical Wnt signaling pathway; intracellular signal transduction. The transcript has 15 exons. The record is from RefSeq and is a predicted model, not a curated record. Gene Ontology annotation, cellular component: cytosol. NCBI's taxonomy places the organism in Eukaryota, Metazoa, Chordata, Mammalia, Artiodactyla, Lipotidae. Gene Ontology annotation, molecular function: frizzled binding. The coding region runs from base 1 to 2205 and encodes 734 amino acids.